AGAGCACGCAACAAGGGCUUCCCCACAACACCAUCCUCUCUCAACAAGAGAAACGAGCCCAUCCCUGUUCCUCUACCACCGAACACGCACCUUCGCUAACUUGCGCCUUCUGCUUAUCCUACGCACCCACCCCUUCUCCUCCUCGAUAACCGUUCUGCCACCGCAAUCUGCAAGAUUCAGAGCGCACUGCCCCCCAUUGGAAGAGGUUCUGGUGUCGGGGGCGCACAGGGUUAGGGUUUCUGAGAGAUGUGGUAUGCUUCAGGCGUUGAUGAAUCUCUUCUCUCCGUGUUGGAAGCCGUUCAAGAACGGUGAUGACUCUUCUGCCGGAGCCGGAGGAGGAGGAGGAGGAGGAGGCAUUGUCGGAGGAGGAGGAGGAAAAGGUGAAGGCAAGGACGGCUUGCUCUGGUUCCGUGACAUCGGAAAGUACGGCUCCGGUGAAUUCUCCAUGGCCGUUGUUCAGGCCAACCAGGUUCUUGAAGACCAGAGCCAGAUCGAGUCUGGUCCCCUCGGCACCUUCGUCGGGGUUUACGACGGCCACGGCGGCCCCCUCGCCGCCCGAUUCGUCUGCGAUCACUUGUUCCGCGAUUUCCAAGCAAUAUCGGGUGAGUCACAGGGUGUUGUGACGGCUGAGACCAUUCGAGCAGCGUUCCUUCGAACAGAAGAGGGGUUCACGGCACAUGUAACGGAAUUAUGGAAUACUCAACCUCAAAUUGCGACUAAUGGGACGUGUUGUCUGGUUGGAGUGAUUUUUCAGCAGACCCUCUUCGUGGCAAAUCUUGGAGAUUCUCGUUGUGUGCUGGGAAAGAAAGUUGGUAACACUGGUGGGGUUGCUGCAAUUCAGCUGUCUACGGAGCACAACGCGAAUCUUGAGGAUAUUAGACAGGAGCUUAAAGAAUUGCACCCUGACGAUCCCCAAAUUGUCGUCCUCAAACAUGGAGUGUGGAGAGUGAAAGGCAUUAUUCAGGUUUCUAGAUCUAUAGGUGACUCGUAUAUGAAACAUGCGCAGUUUAAUCGGGAACCUAUUAAUCCAAAAUUCAGACUUCCUGAACCAAUGAACAUGCCUAUCAUGUCUGCUAAUCCAACUAUUCUUUCUCAUCCUCUCCAACCAAGUGAUUCCUUCCUUAUAUUUGCAUCAGAUGGUUUAUGGGAGCACCUGAGUAAUGAGCAAGCAGUUGAUAUUGUUCACAGCAAUCCACGUGCGGGUAGUGCAAAGAGACUUGUGAAGGCUGCGCUGCAGGAAGCAGCAAGGAAACGUGAAAUGAGAUAUUCGGACCUUCGAAAGAUAGACAAGAAGGUCCGGCGGCAUUUUCAUGACGAUAUAACUGUUAUUGUUUUAUUCUUAAAUCACGACCUUAUAUCUAGAGGUUCAGUUCUAAACCCGCCACUCUCACUUCGAAGUGCUCUUGAUCACUGACUUCUUGUAUCAUUGUUGCAAACUUAUACGGGUGGGUGUUCUGGGCAACAACUGUGUGCGUACCAAUACCAGAAGAGAUAACCACUGGCAUGUUGCGAGAAUAUACCAUGUUCAUAGUGCUGAUAGUGGCACUGAGACAACUUAUUGUUGACGCUUGGACUUAUAACACGUUAGAAAUUUAUCCAUGGAAAUGACAAGAAAAAAGGAAUCGGAAAUAACUUUUGAUUUUGCAA
This is a messenger RNA of Lotus japonicus, 1647 nucleotides long. Its product is annotated as probable protein phosphatase 2C 42. Gene Ontology annotation, molecular function: protein serine/threonine phosphatase activity; cation binding. Bases 254 to 1414 code for a protein of 386 amino acids. Gene Ontology annotation, biological process: protein dephosphorylation. The transcript has 4 exons. The record is from RefSeq and is a predicted model, not a curated record. NCBI's taxonomy places the organism in Eukaryota, Viridiplantae, Streptophyta, Magnoliopsida, Fabales, Fabaceae.